ACAAACAUGCUAGAGACCUUUCACUUUUUUCUGCUCUCCUCACGAGGGAAGAUGCCUCACAGUUCCAGAGUGAUGUAACCAUUUGGAAAAGGCUCCUAUGGGAACAGGGACUGUAGAGUUCCUGAUAUUGUGGAAGAGGUUUUCUCUUGAUGAAUUAUUCUCCAUCCUCACUGAGAUUGGAGUUUAGAGAGACAGUAUGCUGGCCUGAUCCCUGCAGAUCUCUCCAGAAAGGUGGGCUGGGGGUCAGCUGAGGUGGGCAGAUGGAGGGUGGGACUCUCCUGCCCCUCCUGGUGGUCAUACUGGGCUUGAGGUUAUUUCAGGUGGCUGGAGCCGAUGACGACCACUCUGAGCACACUCACCAGGUCAGCACAGCUCAGUGCGGUGAGUACAGUAACCAAGUGAUGGAGGAUGGUAUGUGCAGGCUUGUGGCCACGCUGCCCCAGCUGGAUGACCAGCGCUGCCCAGACAUGUUCCGCUGCACAGACGAGGUGUCCUACUGGCUUCAUGAGAACGAGGAACGUAAGCAGCAGAUUCUGGCUCUGCGAGAGACUGUAUCCGAGCUGCAGGAGGAACUCCGCAAUCACCGUCAUCGGGUCAAAGUCCUUGAGCUACAAAGUGAAGAGAAAUCUCGUCUGAACUCAUCCCUGGAGCAGCGCUUCCAUGAGCUGGAGGAGCAUUAUGCAGAGGCCACCACACUGCUCCACAUCCAGGGCUCACUAGUCUAUGACCUUCAGGCUCAGAUCCAGAACCUGUCCAUGCUGGUGGAAAAGGUCCGGCGCAACCCUGGUUGCAUGAUCAACAUUGUGCGCACAAGCCCCUUGCUGAGUGCCCAGCAGGCCCUGCACCCAGAGGUGCAGCACGUCCGAAACUGUCCCAUCGACUGUGCUUCCAUCUACUACAACGGUGUGCGGCGCUCUGGGAUCUACACUGUGGUGCCAUCAUUAGGGGCCAUGCCUGUGGAGGUCUACUGUGACAUGGACACUGAUGGUGGUGGUUGGACAGUAAUUCAGCGUCGGCAGGAUGGCUCAGUGAACUUUGAUCGUGGCUGGAAAGAGUACAAGGACGGCUUUGGGGACUUGCACACUGAGUACUGGCUGGGAAACGAGCACAUUCAUGACCUGUCCAGCCAGGGAGACUACGCACUACGCAUAGACCUGGAGGACUGGAGCGGCAAACACAAAUACGCUCUUUACCAGAGCUUCAGUAUUGAGGAUGAGGCAACCCAGUACAGGCUUCAUAUCUCUGGCUUCAGUGGAACAGUGGAGGAUUCUUUCAGCUGGUACCACGACAAGCAGAGCUUCAGCACCCCGGACACGGGCAACAUCUGUGCAGAAAUCUCUCAUGCUGGCUGGUGGUACAAUCAGUGCUUCUAUGCCAACUUAAAUGGCAUCUACCACAAGGGUGGACGCUACUCUCCGAAAGGGAAAAGUGCUCUCGGGCCCAAUGGGAUUGUGUGGUUCACCUGGAAAGAUUCAGACUAUUACUCCCUGCGCAAAGUGAGCAUGAUGAUCCGCCCUCGAACAUUCCGGCCACACUUGUCUCCCUAAGCAACUGAGUCAUUAGCCAGCCAAUCAUAAGCCUCAGAGCCACAAUGACAGAAGAUGACUGGAGGAACAGAAGAUGUGACGAUGCUUUCUGCGAAGUGGACUUCUGAAGGGUUAAUAUGGUAUUAUAUGGACAGACACACAGAGAUUGGAUUUUUUUUUAGGUCGAAAAUAAAGACUGGGAAAUCAGUUGACUAGUAAAAUGUUACCAGACUUGUAUCAAGUUCCAUGCCUACAUUCUAUAUUUGCUUUUUUCUUUUUAGCAUUUUUGGUUAAAAUUCUUUGAAAUAGAUAGGGAAUCACAGAUAAGAAUUUGAGUGCAUUCGUUCUUUAUGUAAAAAGAAAAGCUAAUGACUAGUACAGAGACAUGAACCACAAGAAAAUUCCUCCUCUGCUGGCGUAAACUCAUUCACCUACAAAAACAACACGUUCAUCAUUCCUCCUCAUUCACAUUCUCCUGAAAGCACUUAUAGCUGCCCAGGAGAACAGAUAUGCGCCCAAAAAAAAA
This is a messenger RNA of Colossoma macropomum (tambaqui), 2052 nucleotides long. Its product is annotated as fibrinogen-like protein 1. The record is from RefSeq and is a predicted model, not a curated record. NCBI's taxonomy places the organism in Eukaryota, Metazoa, Chordata, Actinopteri, Characiformes, Serrasalmidae. The coding region runs from base 261 to 1547 and encodes 428 amino acids. The transcript has 7 exons.